AUGGCUCUCCAGCAGGAAGAGAAGGCCACGGCCAGUCACCAGCGAUCUCAGGAGGUCGUGCGCCGUCAGCAGCAGCUCGUGAGCUCUCCCGGGAUGAGGCAGCUAGUUCCCCGAAACGAUUCAAGGAGGAGUCUGGCAAACGUUCGAUUCCCAGUGCACGGGGCCUAG
Molecule: messenger RNA, 168 nt
Organism: Aspergillus melleus
Lineage: Eukaryota; Fungi; Ascomycota; Eurotiomycetes; Eurotiales; Aspergillaceae
Exons: 1
Coding region: 1-168 (55 amino acids)
Source: RefSeq, a predicted model, not a curated record